AUGCUCUACGCUGACGACGCGGCCAUCGUCUCGCGCUCCACGGAGAGUCUCGAGAAGAUGAUGUCGGUCAUCGUGCGCGUGGCCGGCGUGUUCCGACUGACGGCAUCGGAGCCAAAGACGGAAAUCAUGUGCAUGCUGCCGAAAGGGAUCGAGGAACGCCCGUUCACGUUCAGCGCCGCCGGCGAGACGUACAAGCAGACAGAUCGGGUGNAGAGUCUCGAGAAGAUGAUGUCGGUCAUCGUGCGCGUGGCCGGCGUGUUCCGACUGACGGCAUCGGAGCCAAAGACGGAAAUCAUGUGCAUGCUGCCGAAAGGGAUCGAGGAACGCCCGUUCACGUUCAGCGCCGCCGGCGAGACGUACAAGCAGACAGAUCGGGUGGUGUACCUCGGACGUACCAUCUGCGCGGACGGGAAGGCCGACCGGGAGAUCACGAGCCGCAGCUGCCGAGCGUGGAAGUGCUACCGCCGGAACAGUGCUUCGAUGUACGACAGGCGACGGGCCGACCGCCAGCUCAAGAUCCGGCUACUCCAGGCUGAAGUGGUGCAGACUCUCCCAUACGGGGGCGCUUCGUGGAGCCUAGCAGCGGAGCACUACACGAAGCUUAAUGGAACCCACCGCCAGUUCCUUACACGGUGCAUCGGCUGGAGCAAGCGGAAACGCUCAGACCGCCCCCUGUCCUAUGCUCAGGCCUCAUCCAGGCCGGCUGCGAGGAAACCAUCGAGGCCACCGUGCGCAAACGGAGGCUGUGUUUCGCGGGCGUCGUUGUGCGCAUGGAGGACAACCGUCUCCCCAAACGCAUGCUGCUUGGAGCGAUGGCGGGGGGCGUGGGAUACCGGGGCGGGCAGGAGAGCGACUGGAUGUCUCGUCUAG
Ectocarpus sp. CCAP 1310/34 is the source of this 870-nucleotide messenger RNA. The record is from the annotation of a GenBank genome assembly. NCBI's taxonomy places the organism in Eukaryota, Phaeophyceae, Ectocarpales, Ectocarpaceae.